GAAAGAAAUGGAAUUCUUUCACCAGCAAAAAACACUCUUAUUAUCAGAAUUAUUGAUUUUCUGCAUGAUAUCUGUGGCUUCAUCUCUAGGUCCAAUGUAUACUCCUCCAGAGGUUGAGCGGUUAACUGACCGUUUCAGUAGAUUAUCUGUUAGUCAGGGAUAUAAUGUGUUUUUUGGAGGUGUUAAUGUUCGUCUAACGAACAAUGGGUCCAGUGCUGAUCUUAUCUUAGAUAAAUCUUCAGGUUCAGGACUAGUGUCAAGAGACAAAUACUACUACGGUUUCUUCAAUGCUGCACUAAAGCUGCCUGCAAAUUUUACAUCAGGAGUGGUAGUUGCUUUUUAUCUUUCUAAUCAAAAUAUUUUCCCACACAACCAUGAUGAACUAGAUUUUGAAUUGCUUGGGUAUGAUAAGAGAAGGGAUUGGGUUCUACAAACAAAUAUUUAUGGAAAUGGAAGUGUCAGCACAGGGAGGGAAGAGAAGUUCUACCUCUGGUUUGAUCCAACACAAGAUUUCCAUGACUACAGUAUUCUCUGGAACAAUCAUCACAUUCUAUUUCUAGUGGACAAUGUGCCAGUAAGAGAGGUUGUACAUAAUACUGCAAUCUCUUCUGUUUACCCAUCAAAGCCAAUGUCCAUUUAUGUGACAAUAUGGGAUGGAUCACAAUGGGCAACUCGUGGAGGGAAAUACCCAGUAAAUUAUACUUACGCCCCGUUUGUAACAUCAAUAAAAGGAGUAGAGUUAGAAGGGUGUGUAAGCCAGCAAAAUGCAUCAGCAGCUAGUGCAUGUGCUAGAAGAAGCACAUCAAGUUUGGAUCCUGUAGAUGGAGAAGAGUUUGUCAAGCUGUCACAGCAGCAGAUGACGGGGUUGGACUGGGCAAGGAGGAAGCAUAUGUUUUACUCUUAUUGUCAAGAUACUAGGAGAUACAAAGUCCUACCACCAGAGUGCACUGCUACAUAACAUAGUUGAUCUCAUUUUCUAACGUAUGAAAACAAGAUAGAAGAUAAUAAUAUAACGAUCAUAUACGAGAGAAAUCACCUAGCAUUUCUUGGCUCUACUGAGAUUUGAACAUAAAAUCUCAUGGUUCUCCCACUUUAUUGACCCCUAGGCUACACCCUUGGAUGCCUUAUACGAGAAAAUUCUAGAUAAGAGUACUCCUGGACCAAAUUGUUUCUAUGAUGUUGCUCGC
Messenger RNA from Nicotiana attenuata, 1187 nucleotides. RefSeq names its product probable xyloglucan endotransglucosylase/hydrolase protein 33. The record is from RefSeq and is a predicted model, not a curated record. Gene Ontology annotation, cellular component: cell wall; apoplast. Lineage: Eukaryota; Viridiplantae; Streptophyta; Magnoliopsida; Solanales; Solanaceae. Bases 8 to 958 code for a protein of 316 amino acids. Gene Ontology annotation, biological process: cell wall biogenesis; xyloglucan metabolic process. Gene Ontology annotation, molecular function: xyloglucan:xyloglucosyl transferase activity; hydrolase activity, hydrolyzing O-glycosyl compounds. The transcript is spliced from 4 exons.